UAUGAAUAGUAUUAUACUAUCUAUGAGCUGUAUUGGAUUGGUCGCAUAAAGGAUUAAUGUGGACAGUUAGGAAAAGACGAUAGUGCCAGUAUCGGUAAUGAAGUAUUGGCAUUAGUAGAGUAUGUAAGUCUGUAUGACAGAAUGUUGGCAGUUUGGUGAAAAAAUGGUUUGUAAGCUACCAGGAGUAGAUUGCUCAAAUUGGACAGUAAAAUAAUUUCAUUGUAACAGAAAAAGUGCACAAAUGCCCUUACUUUCUAACAUGUUCCAAUAUGACUGAACAUAAUGGGAUUUGAAGUAAACCGAUUUCAAGGUGAAGUCGAUGAAGAAUUAGUGUGUCCUAUUUGCUCAGGAGUGCUAGAAGACCCACUUCAGGCUCCUGUCUGUGAACAUGCCUUCUGCCGAGGCUGCAUCCAGGAAUGGAUAUCUCGACAACCAACAUGUCCUGUCGACCGGCAAGCUAUCACUUCUGCACAGUUAAGACCUGUACCUCGGAUAUUAAGGAACUUAUUGUCGAGACUCUGCAUUACGUGUGACAAUGCCAGCUAUGGGUGUAAAUCAGUUAUGAAGCUGGACACUCUCCCUUCUCAUCUAGAAGAAUGUGAACAUAAUCCUAAGCGACCAGUACCGUGUGAACAAGGAUGUGGUCUGAUUAUUCCAAAAGAUGAACUCAAGGACCACAACUGUGUCAGAGAACUUCGUGCCCUCAUCCACACCCAGCAACAAAAAAUGGCUGACUUCCAACAAGAGAUGGCAGAACAGCGCUUCCAAAUCAGUGAACAAAAAAGGGAACUGCAACUUCUGAAGGACUUUAUGCGAGCCAUGCGUAUAUCAAAUCCAGCCAUGCGAGCUAUUGCUGAUCAGAUGGAACGUGAUGAAGUAUUACGAUGGUCAAAUUCAUUGACAAGGGCACGUGUUACAAGAUGGGGAGGAAUGAUUUCAACCCCUGACGAUGUGCUUCAGGCAAUGAUCAAGCGUACCUUAUCUGAAUCUGGUUGCCCACCACAUAUUGUGGAUGAUCUAAUGGAGUAUGCUCAUGAACGUCGCUGGCCACCAGGUCUUUGUUCGCUGGAGACACGGCAGAAUAAUAGGCGGCAGUAUGAGAAUUACGUGUGUAAACGAGUUCCUGGUAAACAAGCAGUUGUGGUACUUCACUGUGACAACAGCCACAUGAGCGAUGACAUGAUGGUAGAGCCAGGACUCGUCAUGAUCUUUGCACAUGGAUCAAACUUCAGUCGAGCAGUUGUGGAAGAUAUUGUGGACUGAGCAGUGUUCAGCGUUGAGAUCCAGCCAUCAGCUGUACAAAGCACUGUCCAUUACUAUUACUGUAAUAAAAACGCACAUUCAUAUCUCUGAGUUGAUGUAAAAUGAAUGGAUUUUUCUUUGUUUUUUAUUAUUUUUUGAUGGAUGUAUCCGGAUCACUGGUCUAGUUCUUCCUAUGUGCUGUUUUAAACAAAUAAAAUAAAUAUGUUAUUUCUAAGGGAAAAGUAUUUCUGAACCAGUAUAUUUUCAUAAAGUUGGCUGUUCUUUGACAAGCCGAGUAUGCAGUCGACUUUUCAAAGAAUUUCCUGCGCCGUAGACCGAGUGUGUGAGUGAGUGUAUUUUCAUAUUGAGAAGCUUCCUUCAGAUGAGUACAAAGAUAUGAGAUUGUACUUUUAAGUGCUAUACAUCACCACUGGUAAUAAUGAAGAUAUAUGUGAACACUUCAUUUCAUAUAUUGACAUUCAAAAUACGUCAUGCCAAUUUUUUAAAAUGAUGAACUGUUAUGUUAAAAUAAGUUGUCAGCCAAGCAUUCUGCCUUCAAGUUUUGGACUGUUCCUGGCAACACUUUUAAAAGAGACUAAGUCUUUGACCAGACAAGUUGAUUUUUGCAUCUUAAUUUGCCUUCUGAUGGAGCACUUUCAAUAUUGAAAUUUUUGGCCUAAAAAGUAAAUACAAUAACCAUCAUGCUUGUCUUGAUUUAGCCCCAUGUGACUUUUUCAUGUUCCCAAAAUUAAAAAUCAGUUUGUGUUUCCAUUUAGUAUCACUUAAAAGGCAUUCAGAGUGAUUUGACAGAACUUGAAUUUCAGAAAAUUACUUCCAUCAGUGUUUCCAGGCAUGUCAGAAAAGUUGAAUGUCGUAAGGUAACCUCAUUACAGGCUAGUUGCAUGUAUAUGUAUGUAAGGAAAUUAAAUUGUGACCAAACAGGAGAACUUCAGGAGGUAUAUGACCCAUAUUUGAGUGCCCUGAUACAUGUAUAUCGUUUUACACAAGCUGUAGAAUUAUAGUGUAUUGGGUUUCCAUUGUCAUCAAAACAUACAAGUCAUUUGUGAGAAUAUAGUAGGCCAUGAUUGUGUACAAUCUGUGUGUAAGAUUAGUGAUAGUCAUGGAAUGCCAGUUAGUUCGAAGAUGCCCGCCUAGACCAGGUCGGUGAUACCGUGUGCAUCAAUUCUCAAAUCUGUAAGUAACAAUCUGAGCAAAAUGAAUAUUUGAUGUGUAGUUAUUAGGGCGACAGUGUAUGCAAUUAUAAUUGGUUGAAUUCACAUGUCCACGAAGUUUAUGAAACAUUCAUUUAUGCUUCCUACUGAUUCCAAAGGUGUUCAGUAAAAUACGAACGAGUGUGGCGAGUGAAUGUAGCGACAUUAAUAACCUCUGUUGUACUAAUAAAUAAAUAUAAAUACUGCGUGUGACUCAGACUUAGUAGGUAAUUUCGUCUUUAAUCUUCAGUUUGUAGAACGUCGCCCUAGGUAGGUAAGUUUAACCUGUACAUUAACACUAUCAAGAACGUCUUCGCUUACAUGGUGGACAUUAACAUUUCUUUUACGUAAAAUUUCCAUAUAAUAUGUGGUGUGUAGAAUAUAUUAUAGACACAUUAGCCAGACGUUCUUCAAAUAAAAAUAGUAAUUGUAAGUUCAGAAAUAGCACCUGAGUUACUGCUUAAAUAAGCUUACGUAUGACUUAGAACGUCAUGUAUUGUAACAAAACCCUAAAUGUAUACACACUUGUAUAAAUCAUUUUAAUCAUUA
Zootermopsis nevadensis is the source of this 3002-nucleotide messenger RNA. It is a transcript of the gene elgi, whose product is annotated as E3 ubiquitin-protein ligase NRDP1 elgi. The record is from RefSeq and is a predicted model, not a curated record. Lineage: Eukaryota; Metazoa; Arthropoda; Insecta; Blattodea; Termopsidae. Gene Ontology annotation, cellular component: plasma membrane signaling receptor complex. Gene Ontology annotation, biological process: protein ubiquitination; regulation of canonical NF-kappaB signal transduction. Gene Ontology annotation, molecular function: ubiquitin protein ligase activity; metal ion binding.